Molecule: messenger RNA, 1453 nt
Organism: Didymodactylos carnosus
Lineage: Eukaryota; Metazoa; Rotifera; Eurotatoria; Philodinida; Philodinidae
Source: the annotation of a GenBank genome assembly
AGUGUGUUAAGAUUUACUUAUGGUUAGAAAAGACGCUCUUAUGAUAAGAUAAAAUCUAUUUUAUGUGUUUUCAUAUUGUGAACGUUGAUAAGAGUAACUUUUAUCCUCUAUACAAGCAGUUUUUAUCAUCAUUAUUUAAAAUAUUAUUGAAAUAUGAUUACUUUUUAGCUCAGUCGUGAACGUGAAAUAUUACAAGCGAUGAUGAGACAUUUACAUGGAGGCGGUGGUGGAAGUGGUAGCAACAACAGCAAUAGUGGUCAAACAAAUGGUCCAUCUAGUCAUAAUUCAACAACAAAUAAUCUUAAUUCAACAACAUCCAAUUCUCUAUCAUCCUCUUCGUCAACAAUUACAAAUGGAACACGUACUUAUCAUCCAUUGACACGUUCACAACUUUCCUCUUCGUCACCUACCUAUCAUUCUGUUGUCAAAGUUGAAAAUUCAUAUGCUACACCCUCAACUUCGUCCAAUAAUACCGAUUAUAUCGCUUCACAAGUAGCUGCAGCUACAGCAGCUGCCGUUAAUCUCUCAUCGUUUGCUGUUACACCGACAUCAGCUGCAGAACUUGCUGUAAAAUCACUUUUAAAACAGCAACCACAAGAUUUACGAGCAUCUCUAUCGUGUACCACGCCACCACCAAUGAAUUUACAAGAACGCGAUCAAGAUCAAGACGAUAUGGCAAGUAAUGAUGAAGAUGGUAAUGAAUCAAAUAAUGACGAAAGUGAAAAUGCUGAUCAACAAUCAUUAGAAGCAACACCGACACAAUCAAUUAUUGGCACACGAACAAAACAUGAACGACGAUCAGCAAAUAUGCACGGGAAAAAAGCUGGAAAAGAACUGAAAAAUCGCGAAUUUUAUAAAUCAGCUGAUGUUCGUCCACCAUUUACAUAUGCCACAUUGAUUCGUCAAGCCAUAAUUGAAUCAGCUGAAAGUCAAUUAACAUUAAAUGAAAUUUAUAAAUGGUUUGAAGCACAAUUUUUAUAUUUCAGAAAGAAUGCACAAACAUGGAAGAAUGCUGUUCGUCAUAAUUUGAGUCUACAUAAAUGUUUUAUGCGAGUGGAGAAUAUCAAAGGUGCUGUAUGGACAGUUGAUGAAAAUGAGUUUUGUAAACGGCGAGCACAACGUGGCGUACCAAAUGAAACAUCAUCACCGUACGGUCAUCAUGUCUCGUCAGGUCGUUUGUCCGAUGAACAACAAUUGUAUUCAUUACCAUUCAAUAUGGAAGAUGACUACAAAGAUUUUAAAGGUUUGAUUAAUCACGAACUAGCGUUGGCUGCUGCAGCUGCGGGCGGCGGCAAUGAUAAUGGUGAAAAUGAAGGCGGAUAUGAAGAAGACGAUGGUCAACAGUCAGAUGAACAAAGUGUCGUGGAACAAAACGGAGCACAAGAAGGAGAAAUGACAGAAUAUGAUCAGACAAAUGAAGAAGAACAAGAUGAAGAACAAAAUGAUAUGAGGU